Molecule: messenger RNA, 3321 nt
Organism: Epinephelus moara (kelp grouper)
Lineage: Eukaryota; Metazoa; Chordata; Actinopteri; Perciformes; Serranidae
Product: zinc finger protein 79-like
Exons: 2
Coding region: 52-1071 (339 amino acids)
Biological process (GO): regulation of transcription by RNA polymerase II
Molecular function (GO): RNA polymerase II cis-regulatory region sequence-specific DNA binding; DNA-binding transcription factor activity, RNA polymerase II-specific
Source: RefSeq, a predicted model, not a curated record
AGUGGAUGUAAACAGAAGGACGUUCCGCCUCUGGAGACGGCGUUAGAAAACAUGACCAAACUUGAGCUGCUGAACGUGUUUCUGAACGACAGGCUCACCGCGGCCGCUGAGGAGAUUUUCCGCGCCGUUAAAAACACGGUGUUGGAGUAUCAGAGCGAAAUCCUGCGUUCCAAAGAGGAGAACGAGCGACUCAAACGGCUCCUCAAUGUAGCCGUUCAACGGCUCCUACUGCAGCCAGGUGAGGAGCAGCUGCUGCCUGUCAUUGAACCUCACUCUGUCCAGCCGCAGGAAGAUGGUCAGCCCUGGGAGUCUGAGUGGAGAAGCAGUGCGGAGCUGCUGCCACAAAUUAAAGAAGAACCAAAACUCCAAAACAUUCAGACAGAUAGUUCACAAGAAGCAAGCGACUCAGAGGAAGGAAACAGUAGUCAUGUCGAGCCACUACAGAGGUCACAUCCUCCAGCAGCGCAAACUGCAUUUAGCAGACAGAGCGUCUCCCCUCCUCCACUAACAUCCCAGGAGAUUAAGGCAGAGAGUGACAGCAGGAAACAGCAACCAGCCAACAGCUUACCAUCCUCAAUGACUGUUCAUUCAAACUGCAGAGCGCCACAGAGCGAUUCUCGUGCCGGCAGUGCAAAGAGUCACAGGACUCAGAAAGCAGACCAGCAGGUGAAAGGGUUGCUUCGCUCAAAUGGAAAACAGAGCUCACACAUACUGCAGAUCAAGAAUGUGAGAUCCCUGAGGCCGCCCCCGCCUCGCUCCUCUCACCCAAGCCAGAGCAUUCAGAGGUGGCACAGCUGCAAAGAAUGCGGGAAGGGCUUCAGCUUCGCCUGCCAGCUGGAGGUCCACAUGCGCUGGCACACCAAGGAGAAGCCGUACAGCUGUGCAGUGUGCCGAAAGAGCUUCACCACGGUCAGUAUGCUGAAGAGGCACCACCGAAUCCACACGGGGGAAAAGCCCUUCCGUUGCCAUGUGUGUGGGAAAUGCUUCAACCAGUCAGCACACCUCAACACCCACUUCAGGCUGCACACCAGAGAGAGGGCCAGCUGGAGCCGAGCACAGCACUCCAAGUGAACAAAGACUCACAACAGAAAACUAACCAGACAUCUGUAAACGUGAACAUGCUUUAACUGGCCAAAUUUCAGGUUCAAACAGUGUACAAUUAUAGUGUUUGACUGUGUGUCUUGUCUGUUGUGCAAUAAAGUGUGGUCCAUUAUGAUUUCUGAUGCACUUGCUGUGUUGUUGAACACACAUAGGUAAUAAAAGGACAAUUUAAUCUAUUUAAUCCUAUUUAAGGUGUGCAGACAUGGGUUCAGUGGUAGCCACAACUGUACAGGAUUCCAACAAGGCAAGCAACAUGGGCAGAGAGACAGACAGGUUACAGGUUGUAUAGAAAUGGAAAUGAAAGCAGAAGCACCCAACAUGUCAGUUAUAUGUGCAAUUUACACUGAUCAGCCAAAACAUUAAAACCACUGACAGAUGAAGCAAAUAACAUUGAACAUGUUGUUACAAUCCAAUGUUCUGCUGGACAACUUUUGGUCCUGGCAUUUAUGUGGAUGCCACUUGACACGCACCACCCACCCAAACACCGUUUCAGGCCAAGUACACCCCCUCAAGGCAACGGCACUCCCUGAUGGUCGUGGGUGACACUGCCCUGUCGGGGGUGCUGUUGCUAUGAGGGAGAGGUACUUGGUGCACAACAGUGUUUUGGUGGGUGGAACGCAUCAAGUGGCAUCCACAUGAAUGUCAGGACCCGAGGUUUCCCAUUAGGAUAUUGCAGUGUAAUGAGGUGAUGGAUGUUAUUCACUUCACCCACUAGUGGUUUGAAUGUUUUGGCUGUUUGAUGUAUAACUGCAGUGUAAAACUGCACAUGACAGGAGCCCUCACUGGCUUCCCACCCACAAAAAAUUCUAACAGACCUGUCUCACAGCAGACAGUAGUGACUGGCACAGGUGUAACUAAUAACAGUAAUAAUUACUCUGUUCUCCUGCCUGUAGUGCAGUUUAUCAGUCUAAAAGUCUGUUUUGGUAUGAGUUACAGAUCGGCCGUAGAGAUGUCUAACUUCUCUCCUGUAUAAUGGAACAAGAUAGCACUUGGCUAGUGGUGAACACAGAGCCAAAAUAAAUAAACUGAGAACUCAACAGCAGUGUCAGUUUCCAGAAAUCAUGACCUGGUUACUCAAGAAAAUCCACAGACCUUGAUGUAAACAGCUUCAUGAAGGAUCUAUUUUCUUUCUACUGAACUACACCUGCCAACUGUAUCACUGCAGAGAAGACGGCGUGCAUCUACUCAUGGACGAGAGGCUUGUGCUCAUGAGAGCAUAUCUAAACAUUAAUGGUGUUCUCCUUGGCUAAGCUGUAAUGUUAGCUAGCUACACCCAGUUGGCAGGUGUAGUUCAGUUGAAAGAAAUUAGCUCUUACAUGUGCUUAUCUUGGUGAGCAGGUCAUAAUUUCUGGAAAUACACACUGCUGUUGAGUUAUCCAUUAUAUUGGAGGGGAGGUAGUAUUCUCUACGGUCGAUAUCUCAAACACCUGGCAACUCACGCCAAAACAAUCUAGACUAAUAGAUAGCACUUUUGGUAAGAGAAAAAUAAUGUAUUUUUGAUUUUGGGUUGAACUAUCCCUUUAAGGUGUCCCAGUAAUAAUGACAGUGAGUCAGCAUCACAAUUCCAGAGCUGGACAGGUCAACCUAAAUGGAAAACAGUCAUUAUAUUUGUAUUAGUCUUAGCAAGUUAACAUAUCAGCUGUUACUGCAAGAAAGGUCUCUUGGGUUUAUUUGCACCAUCAAGGCAGAAGCACUACUAUCAGGAUUUCUAUUGGCCAGAUUCUAACUUGGAGAAAUAUAACAAAAGUAAAAAAAGGACAGGAGCUGUAUGCGCAGAUGUUUUCAGUUCUACAUGAGGUUUAAGAACAGAGAUGAGUGUUUAAAACUUGGGAAUUUUCAACUUGUUAAAUAUUGAAUAUUAAAAGUGGUAGUAGUAAAAAAAAAAUCUGAGCUCCUGAUUGACCACUUGGCUGUAGGCCUAAUCUUUACCAGCUGUAACAACAUUGCGAUGACUGCUUCUGUUUUCACCUCGUGAGUCUGUGUGUGUGUGUCGUUAUGGAAACACAUGGUCCUGGUGGCGCCUAUUGUAGUGGGAACUACUGCUGACGCCAUUUUGAGUACUUUGCCAGAUAUGUCUGUGAACAGAGUUUAUCAACCUCAUGACAUUUUUUUUUUGUGUUAAUUUGUUAUUAGCUCUCGCUGUUCUUUGUAAUAAAUACAGUAAAUAUAAAGGUUGGGUUCUCUUAGGGCCCUGAAUGUUCUAGGUCAAGCACUGCCUCC